AUGGGUCUGGAAAACAACAACUCUGACCUGGACAAACCUGUGAAGCAGAAACGACACAGGACACGCUUCACUCCGGCCCAACUUCAGGAGCUGGAACGAAGCUUCGCCAAAACUCAUUAUCCGGACAUCUUCAUGAGAGAGGAAUUGGCCCUCCGGAUUGGCCUCACCGAAUCCCGUGUGCAGGUUUGGUUUCAAAACCGUCGGGCCAAGUGGAAAAAGAGGAAGAAGACAACGAACAUGCUCAGAGCACCCGGUCUUCUCCCGUCUCACGGACUCUCCCCUUUCGGCAGUAUGAACGACACACUCUGCACUUUCCAUCCAGGCGACACACGUUGGCCUAGCAUGUCACAGAUGACACAGAUGUCUCAAAUGUCGCAGAUGGCGCAAAUGAACGGUAACCCUCUGUCGCUGCCACCGACUCUUCCCCGUCAGUCUCUGGGACCUUCGCUCGGCCCUCAAGUCUCGGUGGGUAACCUGGGGUGCGCAGUGACACUGGGUAACGGCAUUGGGGUAACGGCACCAAAUAACAGUCUUUAUUCCACGGGGUACGGCGGGACAUCGAGUUGCUCUUCACCUUUGUCCGCCGGCUCCCCAAGCCCCUCAGUGGCCAGUGCUCAGAUGCCGUGUAGCAUGCAAGACGUUGGCGACGGAUGGAGAGGGACAAGUAUUGCCUCUCUGCGCAGGAAGGCUUUAGAACACACGGUAUCAAUGACUGGCUUUAGAUAA
This is a messenger RNA of Liolophura sinensis, 726 nucleotides long. RefSeq names its product homeobox protein orthopedia-like. The coding region runs from base 1 to 726 and encodes 241 amino acids. The transcript is spliced from 2 exons. Gene Ontology annotation, molecular function: DNA-binding transcription factor activity, RNA polymerase II-specific; DNA binding. Lineage: Eukaryota; Metazoa; Mollusca; Polyplacophora; Chitonida; Chitonidae. The record is from RefSeq and is a predicted model, not a curated record. Gene Ontology annotation, biological process: regulation of DNA-templated transcription; neuron differentiation.